Erigeron canadensis is the source of this 1584-nucleotide messenger RNA. RefSeq names its product elongation factor 1-gamma-like. Gene Ontology annotation, biological process: translational elongation. Lineage: Eukaryota; Viridiplantae; Streptophyta; Magnoliopsida; Asterales; Asteraceae. Gene Ontology annotation, molecular function: translation elongation factor activity; glutathione transferase activity. Bases 100 to 1341 code for a protein of 413 amino acids. The transcript is spliced from 9 exons. The record is from RefSeq and is a predicted model, not a curated record.
CUCUCUAUCAUUCACUCACUCUUUUUUAGCUUUGGAGUAAAGCCUUCGUCUCUUCACCUUCAGAUCGGUUUCAGUAGGCGAUCGUUUGUUCCAUAAGCAAUGGCGCUUGUUUUGCACAGCGCAGUUAACAAGAAUACUUACAAGGCACAAAUUGCUGCAGAAUAUGUUGGCGGUGUUGAAAUAAAGUUGGUUGAUAACUUUCAGAUGGGUGUGUCAAAUAAGACCCCUGAGUUCCUUAAGAUGAACCCUAUUGGAAAGGUCCCUGUUCUUGAAACUUCCGAGGGAACUAUUUUUGAGAGUAAUGCAAUUGCUCGCUAUGUUGCCCGAGGAAGUUCCCUCUUUGGGUCUUCAGCAAUUGAAUAUGGUCAAAUUGAACAAUGGAUAGACUUUUCUUCGUUUGAGCUUGAUGCAAAUAUUGGGGGCUGGGCAUACCCAAGAUUGGGAUUUAGGACCUACAUCAAACCUGCUGAGGAGAACUACAUUGCUGGCUUGAAGAGAGGGCUUGCUGCUUUGAACACAUAUCUAGCUUCACGUACUUUCUUGGUUGGUGAUGCUGUUACCCUGGCAGACAUAAUUGUUACCUGUAACAUGUUGUUGGGCUUUAAAUUGGUGAUGACAAAGAGCUUCACUUCUGAGUUUCCUCAUGUUGAGAGGUAUUUCUGGACCAUGGUUAAUCAACCAAAUUUCAGCAAGAUAGUUGGUGAAGUCAAGCAGACAGAAGCCGUUCCUCCUCUUUCUUCGGCAAAGAAACCAGAAGCCAAACCAAAGGAGGAGCCAAAAAAAGAAGUCAAGAAAGAAGAAGCCCUCAAACCAAAGCCUGAGGCUGCCGAGGAGGAAGAGGCGCCUAAGCCUAAGGCAAAGAAUCCUCUUGAUUUGCUACCUCCAAGUAAGAUGGUGUUGGAUGACUGGAAGAGGCUUUACUCUAACACCAAGAGUAACUUCCGUGAGGUUGCUAUCAAAGGUUUUUGGGACAUGUAUGACCCAGAGGGUUACUCUCUUUGGUUUUGCAAUUACAAGUACAAUGACGAGAACACUGUUUCUUUUGUGACCAUGAACAAGGUUGGUGGAUUCCUUCAGCGUAUGGACCUUGCACGUAAGUAUGCCUUUGGAAAGAUGUUGAUCAUUGGAAACGAGCCCCCAUACAAGGUGAAGGGAUUGUGGCUAUUCCGUGGAUCAGAGAUCCCCAAAUUUGUAAUGGAUGAGUGCUAUGACAUGGAGCUCUUUGAGUGGACCAAGGUUGAUCUUUCAGACGAGGCACAAAAGGAGCGAGUGAAUCAAAUGAUUGAGGAUCAAGAGCCUUUUGAGGGUGAAGCUCUUCUGGAUGCAAAAUGCUUCAAGUGAGGUAAAAUGGCGUGUUGUUUUGAGAUAGGACAAUCCAUAAGAUCUUGUUGGUGUAGUAGGUUACCCAUUUAAGUGUGCUUUUAGAUAUAUGCGAACUAUCCAGUUUUGAUUGUUGCUGUCUUUAUGUUCAAAAUGGUUUACAGAUUAAACAAUGUAUGUGUAGAAUAUGGAUAACACAAAAACUCAUUCUAUAUGCAUGUGAACUAUGUUUGUGAUAUUAUUUAACAUGCUAGAAUUUCUCGA